AAGCUCACUCUAAUUACUGCGCGCUGUGUAUAUCUCAGUGUAUUUAUUUCAUUCUGUUCAUAAUGUACGUAUUCAUAUAUAUAUUCACUGUCUCUCUAUACAUUACACUGUACAUUACUCUGCAGUUUACUUGCUUUCGGCUCUUCUGUUAGACGCUGAACUGCAUUUCGUUGUUUCAGCGCUUGGAUGUUGUGCAAUAAAAAUAAGGUUGAAUCUAAUCUGAUCUGAGCUGAUCUAAUAAAAAGAAGCUGUUUCUUGUCCAGUCUUAUUUUUUAUUUUUCUAUUAUGGAAGACAUGUAAACAGACAACAAGGGGAAAGAGCUGAACUAAGCUUCUCGGGACAAACUGCUUACACAUAUUUAGGGAGAUCAUGUUUAAUUUCCUGCAGAUUACACUCAACACACUGUGUAAAAGUGGUGUAAUCUUUUGUCAUUUGAUUAAUAAUGUAUUGAUUAUUUUGCUUAGAGGUCAUGUAUCACUGGAUCAGUCCUUCAGCUGGAGGUCCACUUCUCGCUGAGGUGUCCUUCAGCUAUACAAUGAAACCUGUCAGCUGCUCUGAUCAGAGCUGCUGCCCUGUGGUUGACCUCUGACCUCCAACCUCACUCUGAAGAAAGGGAACAUAUGAUGAGAUCAAUAACAGUAUUGGCAUUGUUGUCACUGUCCCAUUUGAGUCCAAAAUCCGUCUUGCAGCCCCUCAGUCCUCCUGCAUGGUUUUCAUUAGAGGUGAACUGAGUCCUGCUCUGUCCUCCUUUGUUUGCAUCCCCACCAACAAGCAGACCACUCAGCGCAUUUUGCAAUCACAACUUUCUCCUCCUCCCUCAGCACAACUUUGGGAAAGUGAAAAAAAAGAAAAACAAGUGUUCCUCUCGCGAUAGUAGCUUGCCUAUGCAGCCGCCAUAUUCUGUGACAGUAUUUUGAUUCGUAUCUGCUGGAAGUGAGGAAAAAGAGAAAAGUGAAGGGCUGUCGAGGGGAGGGGGGGGCUGAAGAAGAGGAGCUGUCAAAAAGGUAUUCCCGAGUCUCUGUCAAACGGCGGACGGCUGAGGCUCGGUAUCCCUCCCCUAACGCUAUUUCGAGGACACACAAGGCCCGGGGCCUCGGUGCAGUUGGCUCUUCGUCUCCCUGGUAGUAGCUGGACCCCUCUCGGCUUCUCCUCUCCGAGCUCCGCGGCCCUCUGGAGGUCCGGCGGCGGUCUCGGGUGUUGAAGGCGGCCCGGGGAGCGGCGGCGGCGGCAGCAGCGGAGACGGAAAGAAAAUGUUCAAGAUGAAGGCGGUUUGCUGCCACGACUGACGCCCCAGUGCGCUGAACAGAACAAGCAGUCCUAACCUGGCAACAUACGAAUGGCCCAGGGAAGCCACCAGAUUGACAUUCAGGUUUUGCAUGACCUGCGCCAGAAGUUCCCUGAAGUACCAGAGGGUGUUGUCUCCCAGUGUGUUCUUCAGAACAACAACAAUUUAGACGCCUGCUGUGAAUACUUGUCCCAGGUCAGUCCGGGUUACCUGUACAGUGAAGAAGGGAACCUCAGCUUUUCCGACGACCCCACCUUCAGGCUCCGUAAUCACAUGACCCAGCUGAACCUGGGCCUGCAGUCUCAGAAUGUGCACGUGGCCCCGGUUCGGGACGGCCUGAGAAUGAACGGCAGCCGGACUCUGGCCCACAGCCUGAGUGACGGGCCCCUCCAGACAGGCCAAGCCCCCAACAGUGACUUCUUUCAGCAGGAGCCCCAGUCAGCCCCAGUGCAGGUGCCUUCCAGCCUCAAUGUAUUUGGUGUGAUGGAGCCCACACGCAAACCGCAGCCUCCACAGCACCUCGGACUCUACCCUCUCAAAGGAACGAGUAUGGGUGCCCAGCAGACACCACGCUUCAACCCCAUUACCGUGACGCUAGCCCCUAACAUGCCGACAGGCCGCAACACCCCCACUUCUUUGCACAUACACGGCGGGCCGCAGUCGGGCCUCAGCAGUCCACAGGGUAACUCUAUCUACAUCAGGCCCUUUGUUAGCCAGUCUGGUACGACCCGGCAGAACCAGCAGCAGGGAGGCAGGCCCCAGUACAGCCCCACGUCCCAGCCCCAGCAGCAGAUCUACCAGAUCUCGCACCCUUCCUCCCUGUCUGGCUCCUGGUCCAGCCCUCAGCACCCCUCCUCACAUACCUCACAGCACCAGACCCCGGGCCACCAGACCUCUCACGUCUACUUGCCGAUCAGCUCCCCCACAAACCCCCAGGCACCCUCCAUUUUUCCCGCUGGAAGCCAGGCUUCUUCCUCCGGUGUCUCCUCAUGCUCCUCCUCCACUUCCUCCUCCUCUGUCAUGCCCACAUCCCUGUCUACCAUCAGUCAGUACAACAUCCAGAACAUCUCCACUGGCCCACGGAAGAAUCAGAUAGAGAUCAAACUUGAAUCUCCUCAGAGGAGCAACUCCACAACCACGACAGCCGUGCUGCGGACAAGCAGUGGGCCCCGGUCCUCCUCCGCCUCCUCCUCCUGCCCCUCCUCUUCUUCCUCUUCAACCGGGGUGGCUACUGUCCCCACCAACCCUCUGUCCAUCGGAGGCCAAGGUCUGAGCCGCAGCCAGCCCACUGUUUACAUCUCUGCCAGCCCGCCUACUGCUGCUACCACUCCCUCUGAGGAGGCCAUCGUGGCCUCAGCCGGCUCCCGCUCCCAACCUAAGUUUUACAUUUCUGCCAAUGCCUCCAGCGACGACAGUGGGGGUAGGAACCCCACAGUCUACAUCUCAGCCAACCCUCCCUUGCAGGGGCCCUCAGGGGCCAGGAACAUGGGGGGUCAAGUGAGCAUGGGUCCCGCCUACAUCCACCACCAUCCUCCUAAGUCCCGUACCUCUGUGGGAGGGGGAGGCACAGCUUCUUCCCCACGAGUGGUGGUGACUCAGCCCAACACCAAAUACACUUUUAAAAUCACGGUGUCCCCCAAUAAGCCCCCAGCUGUGUCCCCCGGAGUCGUGUCCCCUACUUUUGAGCCCAACAACCUCCUCAGCCUACCGUCAGACCACCACUUCGUGGAGCCAGACCCCCUCCAUCUCUCAGACCCGCUGUCGCCACACAGGGAGCGGCCGAUCGAGCCUCGCAGACUCAGCAUGGGCUCUGAUGAUGCAGCGUACACGCAAGCGUUGUUGGUCCAUCAGAAGGCUCGCAUGGAGAGGCUGUGGCACGAGCUGGAGCUGAAGAAGAAGAAGCUGGAGAAGCUAAAAGAGGAGGUCAACGAGAUGGAGAACGACCUGACCAGGAGACGGCUGGAGAGAUCCAACUCUGCCUCCCAAAUUCCUUCUAUCGAGGAAAUGAAGCAGUUGCGAUGCAAAAACAGGUUACUGCAGAUCGACAUUGACUGCCUCACCAAAGAAAUUGAUCUCCUUCAAACAGGACCACACUUUAAUCCCAGUGCAAUCCAUAAUUUUUAUGACAAUAUUGGAUUCCUUGGUCCUGUCCCACCCAAACCCAAAGGUACUUUAUCUAUUGACAGGAGAGGAUGUAGAUAUAAUGUGACCUCUGAGCUCAUGAUGGAGCCUUCCUCUGGUCCUCUCCCUCCUCUCCCACUUGACCCGGGCAAUAAGAUUGUGAAGCCCACCGCAGACCAGGAGGAGGAUGAGGGGACGCAGUGGAACUGCACCGCCUGCACCUUCCUCAACCAUCCCGCCCUCAACCGCUGUGAACAGUGCGAGUUCCCGCGGCACUUCUGAGCCAACGAGGCUGCGAUGCGCCGCCCCCGCCCCCCACCUCCUCCUGCUCUGCCCGUCUGUCUUCAGACUAGAUUAGAAAAGGGCCCUCUCUGUUUCUUCUUCCACCUAGUUGUAUGAAAACUGGGCCGGGUCGUAGUCAUCGUGCAUCAUGCGGCCUGUUUUCCUUGAUUGUUUUUUUUUUCCUCCUCUCCUCUCUAAGGUUUGUAGAAUGCUGUCCACUGAAGGCUUGACUGGAUAGUGUUUACAGCUUGUGUUUUUUUUAAAUUUUCAUAAAGGCUGGCAGAGUCGGAUGAUACCUCACCUUAGAGACUCGGAUCGUGUGGGGUCACCUCCCCCCUUUUUUCUGCUCGACGGGUGACACUUUUUACCCCUGGGGAUACCUCGCUGCUCCCACUUACAGUAUUACGAGUGUGGCCCUGCAGUGUGAUGCCGCACAUACACAUACACACACACCUACACACACACAUAAACACACAUACACAGGUGCCAAUGUGCCUUUUGCUGAUUGAUUUUUUUUUUUGUUGUUUUUCUUCCUCUGUGGUGGCAUGACCGGGGGAUUGGGAACUGUGUGUUCAGCCACUGCUCUCCAUCUGAAGGGAAAACUAACAGACUAAUCGUGGACUUUAAAGUUUGUUUGCUGUUUCUAGAGGACGUCAAAGGGGGAAGCGGAAGUGUCGCUGCCACUCAAACGUGCCUUUUGUCCUCCCCCCUUCAGUAUCCCUCUUCUGUCUCUUCAGUCAUGAGUUAAUGAAAAUAAGUUGCAUGCUUUGUGUACAGUACACGGAGGCAGAAACUCCCCUUGAGCUUUUUACUGUACAUAAUUUUAGAAUGUGCCUUUAAAAGCCUUCUUCCUCACACUAUGAAUCACUUGUAUUUCCUGUAAGUAUAGCUUUAUAGACUUUAUUAACUUUUUUUGUCUUGUUUUGUUUCCCUCUUUCAAACAAAUAAGCACCAUGCUCCCUUUUUUUAAGCUUUUGACUUGAUUUCUGUGAGAGUUGAAGCCUUGCAGAAGAAGAGGAGCAGCGCAGUACAAACCUUUGCAGUCAUCAUGAAGCUACAUCUGCCCGGUCCGUUCAUCGCUUGUGUAAUUGCUGAGUUUCCUGUGUACGAUCUGCAGAUGCAGCAAAGUGGAAGGCGAUGGAGGAGUCUCUUUUUUUUGUUGUUGUUGUUGUUGUUGUUUUUUUUGUUGUUUUUUCCAGGACGCCAAAUAUGUCGGGACUGUCGGGGGAGGGAUUGGGGGGUGGGUGGGGUCAAAAAGCAAAAAUUUACAAACUGCCAUCUUAUCUGACAACUGGAAUGUAGGUUUAAUGUUUGGGGACAACUACACCUCAGUGCAAAGAGACACUCAUUUUCCAGUACAAUCAGGUUGUUACUGCAGAUCGAUGUCAAAGUGCUCCUGGAACAUCUGAUUGGCUUAAACGUUUCCAUGUUGCUGUGCACCUGAAAUUGGGUUUUAUGUGAGGUAUCAAAGUGUUUCUGUUCCUGUAUGUACAAAUAUUCACAUGGAUCCUGUGCCGUCUUUACAACACGGCACAGUUGCAUCUUGGAAGCAGACAAGGCAAAAAAAAAAACCAACAUGUUUUUAGUCAAAUGUAAGCACAACAUGACUGUCCACUUUGUAUACUCUUAUUUUUUAUUUGGCUCAUUUCAUCCUCCCAAGCUUUUACCGAUGAGGGUGUUUCUAAAGUUUACUUAUUGUCAUUAACAUACCUUAACUGUGGAGUAGUUACUCUGUUUUGUUUUGUUUUGUUUUUUUUGUUUUUUUUUCCACAUUUGUGAAAUGUUGCCUUGCAUCAGUGCCUUUUAGAACUAUUGAAUUUGUAUUGAUGAUCUAUACCGUCACGUCCAAGUGCCAUUUUUAAAAACCUAAAAUUUUAGUAUCGUUUCAACCCAUUUAGAGAAGAUGAAUUAUUGUCUCUGAAGCACUUAUGCCAUACUUUUUUCCUUUUUCCAACUCAAAGAAAACCAGUUUUCAGCUUUACCUGCACCUUGGUGUGAAGAGGCAGUUUAUUCAUGUUUUAUUAAAUGGAAAAAAAAUAAUUUGGAUAUCUAAAGUGUUUUUUUGAUUUUAGCUGGGAAAACUGUCUUUGUAACAGAUAAGUUAUUUGUAAAAAUAAUAAAAAAAAAUCUAUUCUGAA
Messenger RNA from Larimichthys crocea (large yellow croaker), 5827 nucleotides. It is a transcript of the gene tab2, whose product is annotated as TGF-beta activated kinase 1 (MAP3K7) binding protein 2. Bases 1338 to 3689 code for a protein of 783 amino acids. Gene Ontology annotation, molecular function: ubiquitin binding; K63-linked polyubiquitin modification-dependent protein binding. The record is from RefSeq and is a predicted model, not a curated record. Gene Ontology annotation, biological process: positive regulation of protein kinase activity; positive regulation of canonical NF-kappaB signal transduction. NCBI's taxonomy places the organism in Eukaryota, Metazoa, Chordata, Actinopteri, Sciaenidae. The transcript has 8 exons.